Messenger RNA from Sorex fumeus (smoky shrew), 2637 nucleotides. It is a transcript of the gene GRAMD1A, whose product is annotated as GRAM domain containing 1A. Gene Ontology annotation, biological process: intracellular sterol transport. NCBI's taxonomy places the organism in Eukaryota, Metazoa, Chordata, Mammalia, Eulipotyphla, Soricidae. Gene Ontology annotation, molecular function: sterol transfer activity; sterol binding. The record is from RefSeq and is a predicted model, not a curated record. Gene Ontology annotation, cellular component: endoplasmic reticulum-plasma membrane contact site; plasma membrane; endoplasmic reticulum membrane.
GGGGCGGCGGCCCGGCUCGGCGACGCGGGGCCCGGCGGGGACGCAGCGCAGCAGCCCGGCCGGCCGUGCCCGGCAGCGGGGCGCCCGCCGCGCCGCACCCAUGUUCGACACCACCCCCCACUCUGGCCGGAGCACGCCCAGCACGUCGCCGUCCCUCCGGAAGCGGCUGCAGCUCCUGCCCCCGAGCCGCCCCCCGCCAGAGCCAGAGCCGGGCACCAUGGUGGAGAAGGGGUCUGACAGCUCCUCGGAGAAAGGCGGGGUGCCCGGGACACCCAGCACCCACAGCCUGGGCAGCCGGAACUUCAUCCGCAACAGCAAAAAGAUGCAGAGCUGGUACAGUAUGCUGAGCCCCACCUACAAGCAACGCAACGAGGACUUCCGGAAGCUGUUCAGCAAGCUCCCGGAAGCCGAGCGCCUCAUCGUGGAUUACUCCUGUGCCUUGCAGCGCGAAAUCCUCCUCCAGGGCCGCCUCUAUCUGUCCGAGAACUGGAUCUGCUUCUACAGCAACAUCUUCCGCUGGGAGACGACAAUUUCCAUCCAGCUGAAGGAAGUGACGUGUCUGAAGAAGGAAAAGACGGCCAAGCUGAUCCCCAACGCCAUCCAGAUCUGCACGGAGAGCGAGAAGCAUUUCUUCACCUCCUUCGGGGCCCGGGACCGCUGCUUCCUCCUCAUCUUCCGCCUCUGGCAGAAUGCGCUGCUUGAAAAGACGCUGAGUCCCCGCGAGCUCUGGAACCUGGUGCAUCAGUGCUAUGGCUCAGAGCUGGGCCUCACCAGCGAGGAUGAGGACUACGUCUGCCCCUUGCAGCUGAACGGGCUGGGGACUCCCAAGGACGUGGGCGACGUGAUUGCCCUGAGUGACAUCGCCCCAGCAGCAGCGGCUGACCACAGCCAGGAGCCCAGCCCCGUGGGCUCACGCCGGGGCCGUGUCACCCCCAGCCUCUCCCGGGCCAGCAGUGAUGCAGACCACGGGGCAGAGGAGGACAAGGAGGAGCCGCCAGACAGACAGCCAGAAGCCUCCUCCAGCCAGACAGUGACCCCAGUGGCCGAACCCGCCAGCUCAGAGCCCACCCCACCUGACGGGCCCACCUCCCUGGGCCCCUUGGAGCUCCUGCCCAGUGAGGAAGUGUUAACGGACACGAGUAACUCCUCCUCGUCCACCGGGGAGGAUGCCGAUCUGGCCGCGCUGCUUCCUGACCUCUCGGGCCGCCUCCUCAUCAACUCCGUCUUCCACGUGGGCGCCGAGCGGCUGCAGCAGAUGCUCUUCUCAGACUCACCCUUCCUGCAGGGCUUCCUGCAGCAGUGCAAGUUCACAGAUGUGACCCUGAGCCCCUGGAGUGGGGACAGCAAGUGCCACCAGCGCCGCGUGCUGACCUACACCAUCCCAAUCAGCAACCCACUGGGCCCCAAGAGCGCCUCUGUGGUGGAGACGCAGACGCUGUUCCGGCGCGGCCCACAGGCCGGUGGGUGUGUGGUGGACUCGGAGGUGCUGACUCAGGGCAUCCCGUACCAGGACUACUUCUACACGGUGCACCGCUACUGCAUCCUGAGCCUGCCCCGCAACAGCCGGCUCCGCGUGUCCUCCGAGAUCCGCUACCGGAAGCAGCCCUGGAGCCUGGUGAAGUCUCUCAUCGAGAAGAACUCCUGGAGCGGCAUUGAGGAUUACUUCCACCACCUGGAGCGGGAGCUGGCCAAGGCCGAGAAGCCGUCCCUGGAGGAGAGCGGGAAGGACGCGCGGGGGCUGCUGUCAGGUCCGCGGAGGCGAAAGCGGCCCCUGAGCUGGAGGGGCCACGGUGAUGGCCCCCAGCACCCCGACCCCGACCCCUGUGCCCGGGCUGGCAUGCACACUUCAGGUUCCCUCAGCUCCCGCUUCUCGGAGCCGCCCGUGGACCAGGGUCCCGGGGCUGGCCUCCCCAGCGCCCUGGUUCUCAUCAGCGUCGUCCUCGUGGUCCUCAUCGCCCUCAACGUCCUCCUCUUCUACCGCCUCUGGUCCCUGGAGAGGACGGCCCAGACCUUCGAGUCCUGGCACAGUCUGGCCCUGGCCAAGGGGAAGUUCCCGCAGACGGCGUCCGAGUGGGCCGAGAUCCUGGCGCUGCAGAAGCAGUUCCACAGCGGUGAGGUGCGCAAGUGGCGUCAGAUCCUCCGCGCCUCCGUGGAACUCCUGGAUGAGAUGAAGUUUUCCCUGGAGAAGCUGCAGCAAGGAAUCAGCGUCUCAGAGCCGCCCUUCGACGCUCCACCCCGGUCAGACGACAGCCUCUCCUGAGGACCCUGGGCCGUGCAGCCAUCUCUCCUCACCCCUUCCCAUUUUUCCCCCACGGACAGAGGGACACAGAGCCUCGGCGGCCACUGCUGGCACGGUGUGAGCGCCAGGGGCCUCCGCGCACCCUCCCGGGGCCUCGCCGACACGGGGGGACCACAGGCCCGAGAUGCACUUUAGACCAGCGUGCGCGUGUCCCGCCGCCACUGCCUGCUCGGCCUGGGGGCUGGCCCGGCCCUCCUCCGGCCCCCGCUAACUUAUUCUGCCCAGCCUGGGGGUGGGGGGUGCCUCCCAGGGGCGCACCGUUCCCUCAGCUCUGAGGUUAAUGUAUUAUAUUUAUUGGGGGCCGACAGAGCCCUAAUAAAGGGUUGGAUAUGGCUGUG